Molecule: messenger RNA, 3682 nt
Organism: Puntigrus tetrazona (Sumatra barb)
Lineage: Eukaryota; Metazoa; Chordata; Actinopteri; Cypriniformes; Cyprinidae
Product: lysophosphatidic acid receptor 4-like
Exons: 1
Coding region: 1598-2452 (284 amino acids)
Biological process (GO): phospholipase C-activating G protein-coupled receptor signaling pathway; positive regulation of Rho protein signal transduction
Cellular component (GO): membrane
Molecular function (GO): G protein-coupled receptor activity
Source: RefSeq, a predicted model, not a curated record
GCAGGGGAGAAGAGUGCAAACCCAGUGUGCAAACUAGUGCAAACAGUGCGAAGACAAAAUCAGUGCAAGGCAAAGACAUAAUUAGUGCAAGAACACAAAAUACAAACAAUAAAUAUGAAGUUUUGUACUGACUUUCACUGUUUACCUGCCACCAUCAGUUAUCUUUACAUUGGGGCAUAAUACACAACUGAAUUUUGAAUUAUACUACUUUGUUUUAAACUUUAUUGGUGUGUGUUUCACAGAUUCAGGUUGUGUCAUUACGCCAGUUCUAUAUUUGCACAGUAUAGGCCAAUUCAACAUAUUAAAAAAAGGUAGAAAAAAUUAAGUGGGGAUGAUGAAAUUUAUGGCUACAAAAUGAGUUCAUUAUUUUUAAUUCUGUAACUUUUAUUUCUGUGUCUGGAUUGUAUUUAGUUAUGAAGUCCUGUGUUGAUUAAAAAGGCUUACAUUUACAAUGCUCAAAAUUAUAAUUAUAUGCCAAUAUGUUGCAUGAGACUUUGUGACCUACAUUUACGAAAAAGAAACAUAUAUUUUUGCACAAGUCCCGGUCAGACCAUUACGCAAGUCAACUGGCACACAACCUUUGAGAGUAUACAAAAAAAAAAAAUGCACAGACAAAUCCAAAUUAAAACAUGGGGCAUGAGGCGAUACAUUGAUGUCCUAAGACACAAAAUGUUCGGUUUGUGCAAGAAACAAUAUAUGAUUCAAGUAUAUAUGAUGCACCACAAUAUAUGAUUGUCCUGAGCUCAUUCCCAACAUCCGGCAUGUGAGCGUAACAUGCCAGGACAUUGUGGUGUAAGCAGAUAAACGUAUUAAUUUAGUCAAUUUAUUGCAUAUAUACUUCCUGUUCUGUUGAUUACCUUCCCAGUUUAUUUAAGCCUUUAGGGCGCUCAGGUCUGCGUUAUGGUCUCAUUUGUUUUACUGCGAAGUGGUAUGGAGUUAUUUCCUGUUGCGUCUGCAGCGUGAUUUCAUAGAUUUUGUUAAUAGGUAUUAUUGUGAAUUUUAUUAUUUUAGAUGUAUUUAUUUAUUUUGUCCUGCUUCAUUACAGCCACACAUGCAUGACAAUGAAUAAUGCAAUUGAUUUAAAUCAUUUUUAAGAAAUCUUUACACUUAAUUUGUAGCACCAACACGAUUCAUUUUAUUUCCAUAGUAAUGGCAUAUCUGUUUGCAGUGAAAGAUUUAAUGCUGUACUAAUGGUGUUGACAGGUUUGUAAUGAUUAAGCAAAUGCACAUUCAAAACACUGGGAAGCAUUUAACUUAUUAUACACACACCUGUAAUACCAUUUAUUCCCUCACAACUAAAGCUUGUUGCUUUUCAAGGUCAAGUGAUUUCUGACUUUAUUGAGGUAAGACGCAGAUUUUAAUCUCUUUACAGAUAAACUGCUGAAUUAUGAUGGCACUGGAAUUAGUCAAACUUCAGUCGAGUCCAUUUAGUGUCUUUCAAUCUUGAAUGCUAGCUAAAACUGUUGUAGAUUAUAUGUCAAUGCAGUGCAGUUUACUGAACAUACUUAUUAUUAUUAUAAUAAUCUAAUGAUUGUUAUAGAAUGUGUGCUAUAACAGAUUUUUUCUUCUCUAUUCAGCUCAGGAAAUUCGUGCUAAAAUGCUGACAGGGACAUCCACUCAGAAUUUUUCAUACUUUUUAAAUGUCACCACGGACUAUUUUUGCUCUAAACAUUCUGCAGCUCCUCUGUUCUGGGCGGGUUUCUCUUUCGUUUGUAUACUCUUGGGUUUCCCAGCCACUGUCAAGGUACUUCUGGAACUUUCUCGAAGACAUCGUCAAAACAUCUCCAAUGACUUUUUUGUGUUUAACCUGACCUUCAUUGAUCUCGCUUACCUAAGCAUCCUUCCAUUCAGUGUCUUUAAUUACAUUGUUUGGCACAACAUCCAAUUCGAAUGGCUUUGUAAUUUCAUGUAUUCUCUAACUGUAUCAGGCAGACCUCUCUUCAUGGCUUGUGUCUGUGGAGAUUAUUAUUUUGCUGUGGUUCAUCCAAUUAUCUACAUGACCAACAAGAGAAGUGCCAUGAUUAGGAAAAUCAUCUCUGUUAUAGUCUGGUUGUUUAUAAUCAUUUUUGGAUCACUUGUAGCAUCAAAUACUAUAUAUUUCACUAUUUUAGGGUGUACACCUAUGUUUAUUUCCCUGCCUGUCAUUGGUUUUUGUGAUGUUUCAGUUUUUCGAGCUCUGAGGAAAACCAGUCCCUCUGGGAAAAGUAAUUUACAUCCUCAGAAGAAGAGAGCCCUGCGAACCAUCAUAAACAGUUUUAUCAUGACGUUCAUUGUUUACUUGCCACCAUCAAUUAUCUUUUCACUUGGACACACUAAUAACUUAAUUUAUGAAGUACAGUACUGCAUUUUACUCUUUGUAGCAGUGUGUUUUACUAUUUCAGGCUGUGUCAUAAUGCCAGUUCUAUAUCUGGGGAGUACAGGCCAGCACAGUCUAAGAAAAAUUCUUAAAUAGAAACUUAUUUAAGAAACAUAUUUAUUCAUGACUCCUUCAAAUAAGCCAAUAACAGACUUUUUCAUUCUAGUGGGAAAUCCUAGGGUUGUAAAUGGACAUGUAAAUUGCAAAAUGUUUACCCUUACCUUCUAUUUAUAUAUCAGAGAUCUAUUCAAAAUAUUGUAUCAAUGCAUUCUAUGGCACGUUUAAAAGUAUGUGAUUAUCAUCUAAUAACAAAAGAAAAGCAUUUAUGUAUUGUUAAAAGUAAGCAUUUUUAUUUAAUAUAUAACUAUAUUUCUUCCUUUGAUGUGUGAUUAGUUAUGGUUUUAAAUAUGUGAAACAUAGUAAUUUUGGUUUUCAUUAUAUAUUAAUAUUGUACCAUAUAUAUUAAUGUAUGAUAUUUUAUUUUUUAAGGCAACUUGGUAUUUAAGUGGAAUCCUUGGUGAAAUUGUGAGUUGUACUUUUAGUUUUAUUUUCGAUGUUGUUUGUCAAUUUAUUUAUUUAGCUAUAUACAUUUUAAUAAAAUGGGUUUUGAAAUUCUCUCUCUCUCUCGGGUGUGAUCUGUUUUUUGGUGCAAAUGAUUUAUAUAUUUUGUGACAACCACAUUACUCAUACAGUGAAGCUUUAAUAAAGCAUAUGUUAUAGAAUUAUAUGACUUAUUUAUCAAAACAAACAUGUCUUAACCCCAAGGAAUGGGUGUUAGCAUUAAAAAUUAGUUUGUAAUUACAUCUAAUAUUCAGACUCUACUACAGUUUUAUUUUUGUAGCAUGAAAAGAAUAACAAAUCAUAAUACAUUUCCUCUGAAACGUAUGCAAUUACAAUAUAUAAAUCAUUACAUCGUGUAAAUUAUUGUUAUAAUUUCUUUUUCAGUUCUGUUCUAUAUGCACUAGGUAACUAGACAUGUGCUGGUAUUUGGUAAUGCAAUAUAUCACAAUAAUGAUUGUGCAAGGUAUUGUUAUCACAGGCACUUAAAAAUAUAGAAAAUAAUUAUUUAUUACAUUUUUAAUGCAUUUUAAGAACACUUUUCCCAUUUACUGGUUAAAUGCACAACACCGGUGUAAGCUGCACUGAAGACACAUUUGCAAACUGAUGUAAACAAGCACGGAUGAGAAGCGUAUAUUCACUCUCUGACAGCAGAGGACGCUGAAGAGAGGCCCGUUACCCCAGAAACGAGAUAUACAGACGUGGACAAAAUUGUUGGUACCCUUUGGUCAAUGAAAGAAAAAGUCACAAUGGUCACAGAAAUAACUG